ACAAUAGAAGCACGUUAUCAAUAUCGAUGACUAAGAUCAGAAACGGGCACAGAGUGCAGCUUGGAGGGGACGAUUUGUUUCACGCUGACAGGUAGUCGUAGUCGUUAGCAGGCAGGUAGCUCAUCGUGUUUAGCCGCGCAGCUAACAGGAGAAGACACAAACAAACAGCUACAAACCGUGACUCAGCUGUCAACAUGGCUAUUGAUAAAUCUAAAGUGGCCGUCGGUUUCAUAGUGGCAGGUGUCCUCACCGUCUUCUUCGGGACGGUUCUUGCGUUUGUGGGACCUUUAAUCAUCGACGACCAGAUAGUGAAGAACACAAUGAUCGACCCAAAGAAUGAAAUGUCAUAUACCAUGUGGAAGGACAUCCCUGUGCCAUUCUACAUGUCUGUCUACUUCUUUCACAUCCUCAACCCGAAGGAGCUCCUGAAGGGAGAGAAGCCCAUGGUGGAGCAGAGAGGACCUUAUGUCUACAGAAAGCGAUGCCAGAAAGACAACAUCACAUUUCACCCCAACAACACAGUGUCCUACAGAGAAUACAGGAAGUACUUUUUCGAGCCCGCCAUGUCUAAUGGGACGGAAUCCGAUUUUGUGACCAUUCCAAACAUGUUGGUGUUGGGUGCAGCGGUGAUGAUGGAAAAUCUUCCGUUUGCUGUGCGUUUGAUGAUCAGCGCCACUUUCAAGACAUUCAACGAGGGGCCCUUCCUGAACAAGACAGUGGGGGAGCUGAUGUGGGGUUAUGACAGUGGUCUGGUCGAUUUCCUCAAUACAUACCUGCCCGGCAUGCUGCCGUCUUCGGGAAAGUUCGGUCUUUUUGCAGAAUUCAACAACUCCAACACUGGUCUGUUCACCAUUUUCACUGGAAAAGACGACAUCAGGAAGGUGCACAAAGUGGACUCCUGGAAUGGCCUGACAGAGCUAAACUACUGGAGGACUCCUCAGUGCAACAUGAUCAAUGGAACAGCUGGGCAGAUGUGGCCUCCCUUUAUGACAAAGGAAAGCACGUUGCCUUUCUACAGCCCUGAUGCCUGCAGAUCAAUGGACCUUGUUUACCAGCGUCCUGGCGAGAUGCAUGGUAUCCCUCUAUAUCGAUAUGUUGCGCCCAAGACCCUGUUUGCCAAUGGGACAGAUUACUCUCCCAACGAAGGCUUCUGCCCCUGCAGACAGUCCGGCCUGCUGAACGUUAGCAGCUGCCGUCACAACUCUCCAGUCUUCAUCUCUCAUCCCCACUUCUUUAAUGCUGAUCCUGUGCUACUGGACUACGUGCAGGGUCUUAGUCCCAGUGAGGAGAACCACGGCCUCUUCAUAGACAUCCACCCACAAACUGGUGUGCCUCUGAACGUAGCCAUCCGCUUGCAGCUCAACCUCUACAUGAAGAGAGUGUCAGGAAUUACAGAAACUGGCAAGAUCUCUGAGGUAGUGAUGCCCAUGAUCUGGUUUGAGGAGAGUGGCUAUAUUGACGGCCCCAUCCUCAAAACGUUCCACACAAGCCUGGUUGUUCUACCUGCUGUGAUGGAGUACAUGCAGUACGGCUUCAUAUCGCUUGGCCUGGCGACCAUAAUAAUUGCUGCACUGGUGCAUUACAAAGUGAAGAAGUCCCGCACAAAUACUGCAAACAUCUCCACAGAGGUGGAAAAAACUGGGAAAAAUAAAUUGGACGGUAGCGCUGCAUCAGAAGGAAACACAAGCACUUCAUCUGAAGAGCGAGACACUCUACUACCAGACAAGACAGACUGACACACACUCUAAUAGACACACCCAGCUGGUGCUGUGGACUCCUGACGACUAAAACCAUUCCAGUAUCUUGAACUGAAACACUGUCACGAGCUGCUCUGCUCUGUACAGUGAAUCAGACUCAAUUUUAUUUUACUGCACUGUAAAGUUUAUGAAACUCUCAGCCAAAGACUCACUUCAUAAAACAUGUUCGUGUGGAGGCUGAUUUGUCUCUCGAGGCAAAGUGAGUGGAGAUCACUGAAAACCUGUUUUUGUAUAAACAACUACCAAAAGAAAAAAAAAUGUUUUAAAUGUGUUCAUUCUGCUCUUGAUGGGAACAUUUUUAUGACUUGACCAGGAGCAGUAGAAGACAGUUGCUGUGGUAGACAUUUUCUGUGAUUUUAGAGAAAUUAUAAUCGGAAUCAGAAAAACAUUAUUGAUACCUGAGGGGAAAUGUUUCUGUAUUAACAACAAGGGAAUGAAAUGGCAGAAAAGCUCAGUCUCUGUGUGACAGCUGCCAGGUUUACAGUAUUUUACUACCAACGUGCCUUUAAGAGGAAACAUUUCUUUGUUUACUCUGGCUGACUUCCAGGUCCUUGUAUUUUACAUUUGCUGUUUAUGGAGAGGAGUUAAAUUUGCUGUUGAGCCUCAAGUAGACUAUCAAGCACUCUUCUGACAACCAGCAAGAGCAAAUG
Stegastes partitus (bicolor damselfish) is the source of this 2407-nucleotide messenger RNA. RefSeq names its product scavenger receptor class B, member 1 (gene scarb1). Gene Ontology annotation, molecular function: scavenger receptor activity; lipid binding; low-density lipoprotein particle binding. Bases 195 to 1736 code for a protein of 513 amino acids. Gene Ontology annotation, biological process: cholesterol import; cholesterol efflux; recognition of apoptotic cell. The transcript is spliced from 13 exons. Gene Ontology annotation, cellular component: caveola; cytoplasm. Lineage: Eukaryota; Metazoa; Chordata; Actinopteri; Pomacentridae. The record is from RefSeq and is a predicted model, not a curated record.